Laetiporus sulphureus 93-53 is the source of this 924-nucleotide messenger RNA. Its product is annotated as adenylate kinase. The record is from RefSeq and is a predicted model, not a curated record. Gene Ontology annotation, biological process: nucleobase-containing compound metabolic process. Gene Ontology annotation, molecular function: ATP binding; AMP kinase activity. NCBI's taxonomy places the organism in Eukaryota, Fungi, Basidiomycota, Agaricomycetes, Polyporales, Laetiporaceae. The transcript is spliced from 5 exons. Bases 1 to 924 code for a protein of 307 amino acids. Gene Ontology annotation, cellular component: cytoplasm; mitochondrion.
AUGUCGCUGUCCCCGCUUCGGCCGAAGGGAGUGUGGGCAGGAUGGCGCGCGUUCCGAUCAUCCGCCCCUGCCAAUAAGGCUCUUCCGUUCUCCUUGAACAAUGUGUCUGCUGGCUCCGUCGCUUCCGUCAACCAUGGAGAAGGCAACAUCCUGCGUAUGCUCAUGUUUGGUAAACCGGGUGCGGGCAAGGGAACCCUGUCGGCGAGGCUGGUCAAAAAGUAUGACAUUCUUUCGCUAUCCACCGGCGACUUGUUGCGUCAACACAUCGCAGAGAGGACGGAGGUUGGCCGAAUAGCGGAGGACGUCGUCGCCACCGGCGGACUGCUGCCCGACGACGUUAUGCUCAAGGUGGUUACAAGCAAGCUAGAUUUGUCUCCCAACAAGCAUUGGAUUCUGGAUGGCUUCCCUCGGACGCUAGGUCAAGGGAAAUUGUUGGAUGACCACCUGAGAGCGCAAGGACGUCCACUCAGUUUGGUAGUCAAUCUUGAUGUCGCCGAUGAAGUCAUUCUUAGCCGGAUAUCUGAUCGCUGGGUGCAUCUACCUUCGGGUAGGGUGUACAAUCUCUCAUACAACCCACCAAAAGUCGCCGGCCUCGACGAUGAAACAGGCGAGCCUUUGACUAAACGGCCAGAUGACAAUCCGGAAACAUUCGCUCGCCGGCUGGAGAAAUACUACGGAGCAACAUCCCCGCUCAUAGAGUAUUACAGAAAUCAAGUACCUCCCAGCGUGAGUGUAGUCAGCCUGGCUGGCGCGACCUCGGACGAGAUUUGGCCACAAUUGGAGACUAUCGUCCGCACACACUUCCCGAAUGUCAAGGAACGGGCGGAGACGAGAGAACAGAAAAGACGUACCAGCCUCAGCGAAGCGGUACUCGCCAGGAAUGUGGCUCAAAAGGCUGCUAAGAGUACAAUGAGGGAGUUUUGA